UGUAUUUACCCUCACACAUAAUCGUCACAGAGAUGUAUUUUCGGAACUUCAUUUUUCUGGCGAUAUGCAUGCAGCUAUAUUUAGUGUACGGCACAGUGUGCGACUCGAACGGACUGGUGCAUUGUUCGGGGGACAGAUAUUGCUGCGAAGGAAACACAAAGUGCUGUUCCAGGCUAAGCGUCGAAUUCAUAGCCGUCAUAGCUAUCGGGGCAGCGGUGGUGGUGGCUAUCAUUGUUGUCAUUAUCAUAGCAGCCGUGAAACGCGCUAACAGGAAUAAGCUCAAGGUCUUGGACGGGCGCCCAGAGACGUUUCCCCCUGCGUAUGACGCACCUCCUGCUUACGACGCCAGCCCCUCCAGCGCGGCUCUACAUCCGCCCCCGGUAUUGCGGGGAGAGAGAGCCCAACCGCCGACUGGGCAUUAUGACAGGAAGGUCCCCUUGCCGUGAACGGAGCCUCGUGUAUUCAUCUUGGUAUUGCGGCCACUGACAUUGUC
This is a messenger RNA of Dreissena polymorpha, 493 nucleotides long. RefSeq lists its product as uncharacterized. The coding region runs from base 33 to 446 and encodes 137 amino acids. NCBI's taxonomy places the organism in Eukaryota, Metazoa, Mollusca, Bivalvia, Myida, Dreissenidae. The record is from RefSeq and is a predicted model, not a curated record. The transcript is spliced from 4 exons.